Molecule: messenger RNA, 1504 nt
Organism: Corylus avellana
Lineage: Eukaryota; Viridiplantae; Streptophyta; Magnoliopsida; Fagales; Betulaceae
Source: RefSeq, a predicted model, not a curated record
GAUAUGAUGGUUUGGUAGUUGUCAGGCAAAAUUUGUAUCAUGGGAUUUAUUUUGCAUGGGUUACAUGGUAGUAAUGUGGAAUAUUCAGAACCUAUCAUAUUAAAGGAAAUUAUUUAAGAAUAAUGCCAAUCUUACUGUUUGCAUCCCUGUCCCCAUUGGACCUUGCAAACUAAAUAGAGUCCCUUAUUAAUUUCGAUUGGUUAUGAGUCGGCUUUUGCUCUAUCCCAAUCUGCUGCUGGCACAGAAGAUGAGUGAUAAUUUUUGUAAAUUAUCAUCUAAUACUUUUGAUUUUGUUGCACCAGUUAGUUUUCUUUGACAUUCUUCACACUUUAGUGACUAUAUGUACUUGUUGCCUUAUUGUGUUGAAAAAUUAUGAAAUGGAUAGAUGUCUCAAAAGGCAGCCUCUUCAUGCUGGAUUUUAUGCAUAUGAUGACCAAGUUAAGGCCCUUUGUUCGCACGUUUUUAAAAGAAGCAAGUGAGAUGUUUGAGAUGUAUAUUUAUACAAUGGGUGAUCGGGCCUAUGCAUUGGAAAUGGCUAAGCUGCUUGAUCCUCAAAGAGAGUACUUCAGUGAUAGAGUGAUUUCACGAGAUGAUGGCACCCAUAGACAUCAAAAGGGUCUUGAUGUCGUGCUGGGGCAAGAAAGUGCAGUUCUGAUUCUUGAUGAUACAGAAAAUGCAUGGACGAAGCACAAGGACAAUUUGAUAUUGAUGGAAAGAUAUCACUUCUUUGCUUCAAGUUGCCACCAAUUUGGCUUCAGUUGUAAAUCUCUUUCUGAGUUGAAGAGUGAUGAGAGUGAGACUGACGGAGCACUUGCUACUAUUCUUAAAGUUCUUAAGCAAAUCCACAAUAUGUUUUUUGAUGUACUUGAGGAUAAUCUUGUUGACAGAGAUGUUAGGGAGGUUCUGAAAACAAUUAGGAAAGAAACCCUGAAGGGGUGUAAAAUCAUCUUUAGCCGCGUGUUUCCCACAAAAUUCCCGGCAGAUAAUCACCAUCUCUGGAGGAUGGCAGAGAAUUUGGGAGCUACUUGUGCAACGGAGCUCGAUUCAUCCGUGACGCAUGUGGUCUCUACAGAUGGUGCAACAGAGAAAUCUCGUUGGGCAGUGAAACAGAACAAGUUUUUGGUCCAUACAGGGUGGCUAGAAGCUGCAAAUUAUCUGUGGCAAAAGCAACCUGAAGAGAACUUUCCUGUCAACCAAACAAAGAGCCAAUAACUAACACCUUUGUAUGUCAAUGCUAACUCUUGGUGGUGAUGCUCUCCAGCAGUGUAGACCAAAGAGGAUCUAAACCUACCAUUUUCUUUUAGACCUUUGAAUGGUUAAUUAUGUUUCAUAGAAAAGGUGGAUUGGGGUUGGAUGAUUUUCAAUCACCUAAUAGGUUGAAAAAAACUAAUCAGUGGACUAAUUGUUUGGACACUCUGUUGGAUCCUGAUCUAUUUUUUUGUAUAUAAAUUUUCUAGAUGCCUUUUUAGAGAGAUUUGAAGUAACACACACAGGCCUUAAAUUG